This is a messenger RNA of Paecilomyces variotii, 466 nucleotides long. RefSeq lists its product as hypothetical. The record is from RefSeq and is a predicted model, not a curated record. Lineage: Eukaryota; Fungi; Ascomycota; Eurotiomycetes; Eurotiales; Thermoascaceae. The transcript has 2 exons. Bases 148 to 426 code for a protein of 92 amino acids.
UGAACCUCAAAUUUGCCACAUCAUUGCGAAGCGGAACAAGCAGGUGGUUAGGUAGAGGAUUGGUUCGAGGCAGGCCUUCUCAAUUUCAGUCUAACACAUGUGUCUGAAAGUCAGCUGUGUGAUUAUACACAUAUCUACCCUUACUCUAUGGGGUGGCUUCUCGGAUCUUAUUUGUUCGAAUCUGGUUCUUCAUUAUGGGAUUAUCUCAAGUUGUUCUGGGAAGACCGAAAAAUUGACUCAUGGCUUAAAAGUCUUCUCGGCCCCGGAGGAACUGAGACUUUGAAAAACAAACUUACUAUGACUGCCACUGUUCACCGUGCUUACGGAGCAUGUUUCUUUUAUGACUUUGACCGCUCGGGUUCUAGAUAUAUCAUUUCUAGCAAGGAGAUGCAGCACCGGAUUGCUUGUACAUGGGUUUUAUCAUAGUCUACCUAUCUUUGCUCUAUCUUUAAUAAAACUCUCAGGC